GCUCGGCACGUAAUUUGAACGUGUUUGGUGUUUCCGGCGCGCAAGGGCAAUUUGCAUGUAUUCGCAUUUAUUCAAUUACAAAAUAAUUCAAACAGAGUGUAGUGAAUAGGGCGAUGGGCGUAUGUGGCUGGACAUUCGAAUGAGUUAGGAGAAACUAUUAAACUGGUUACAAAAAGUUGUAAACUGUUUUCAAAACAAAAGUUGUGUACUAGUUUAGUGAAUUGUUUUCAUUAUGAUGAAGGAACUAAAUAAAGAGGAAGGGUCAGACGAUGAAUCCGGACUUGGAUAUCAGAACACUUUGAUGUAUGGUCGCUAUCAACGCGACCUAAGUGAAGCGGCAAGAGAAGAAGCAAGACGACUGAGGAGAUUACGAAAGAAACGAAGAAAAGAUGACAAAAUGCGACAGAAGGAGUUGGAGGCCACGGGGAAGCUUAGGCCCAGUGGGAAGGUGGUUAAUUUUAUAAGUUAUUUAUGGAGGCAUUCGUUCGCUAAGCUGGGAGAGGACUGGUUCUUUUUAGCGGCCUUGGGUAUCAUCAUGGGUUGUUUGAACUUCGCAAUUGACCAGGGCAUUGCCGUGUGUAAUAAUGCUCGUACAUGGAUGUACAACGAUGUAGCAACCUCAAUAGCGGGAAAAUACUUCGCCUGGGUCUCGCUUCCGGUCUGUUUGAUACUCUUUGCAGCUGGUUUCGUGCAUAUAGUUGCAGCCCAGAGUAUAGGAUCUGGUAUUCCUGAAAUGAAGACAAUACUCCGAGGAGUGCAUUUGAAGGAGUAUCUCACAUUCAGAGCACUGAUCUCCAAGUGUGUCGGUCUGACUGCUACUCUGGGAAGUGGAUUGCCGUUGGGAAAAGAGGGUCCCUCCGUCCACAUAGCUUCAAUGGUCGCAUCCCUUCUAUCUAAAAUGGUGACAAAAAUCCAGGGAGUUUAUGAGAACGAAUCUCGUACAACUGAUAUGCUAGCCGCCGCCUGCGCAGUUGGUGUAGCUUCAUGCUUCGCUGCUCCCGUUGGAGGUGUGCUCUUCUCAAUUGAAGUAACAACGACAUAUUUCGCGGUACGAAAUUAUUGGCGAGGUUUUUUUGCCGCUUGCUGUAGUGCUAUUAUGUUCCGUCUGCUAUCCGUAUGGUCAGGCGCAACUGCCACAGUGAAGCCUCUGUUUCCAACAAGCCUGCCUCAAGACUUCCCCUUUGACCCUCAAGAAUUUGCCGUAUUCGUUCUUUUGGGGAUUGUCUGUGGCCUUAUGUCGGCAUUGUGGGUGUGGCUGCAUAGACAAUAUGUACUCUUUAUACGUAACACAAAAUAUCUGAGUUCCUUCUUACAGAAAAACCGUUUCAUCUACCCUGGCUUCAUGACAUUAGCAGUAAUGUCCAUACUGUUCCCGCCGGGGAUAGGAAAAUAUAUGGCCGGGGGACUUGGGACUCCACCACAGGUGUCAGCACUAUUUGCUAACUUCACGUGGUCUGACGAGCUGACAGCAGAACAGGCGGCGAUCGUCUCCAACUGGCAAACACCUGAAGUAGACCACUUCGGCUGUCUCAUCAUUUAUUUCUUUUCUAUUUAUUUCCUGAGUAUGGUGUCAUGUACCUUACCAGUGCCGGCAGGUAUUUUCGUACCAGCAUUCAAAAUGGGGGCGUCUCUUGGUCGCUUUACGGGGGAGGUGAUGCACUACUUCUGUCCUCUGGGUGUCGCUUAUGGUGGUAGAAUACAGAAGAUAUUGCCUGGUGGUUACGCGACGGUCGGCGCUGCGGCUUUUACAGGUGCAGUUACACAUACUGUAUCCACAAUCGUGAUUAUUAUUGAGAUGACCGGACAGAUAACGCAUCUCCUACCAAUAAUGGCGGCAGUCUUAUCAGCUAAUGCGGUGGCUGCGAUGUUACAGCCAUCUUGCUUCGACAGUAUUAUAUUGAUCAAGAAAUUGCCCUACUUGCCCGAUCUGCUCUCAUCUGCCAGCCGUAUGUACGACAUUUGUGUAGAGGACUUCAUGGUUCGUGACGUGGUUUACAUCUGGAAUAGGAUGACAUUCCAGCAACUGAAGGAUGUUCUUAAGAGUAAUAAGACAAUUAAGAGUUUCCCUCUGGUAGACAGUCCAUCAUCGAUGGUACUCCUCGGCUCCAUACAUCGUUGGGAGUUGGUAAAAGUGAUUGAGCAGCAAGUGGGCAGGUCCAGGAGACUGCAGAUAGCCGCCCAAUGGCUAAAAGAAGCUGAAAGGAGAAGGGAAGAGGAGAAGAAAAAAGUUAGACGACCUUCACGAUUUGAGGUUACACCAGCGCCUGAUAUGCUCCAAGUUCCUGGCUCUGGAAUGACCAGAGGAACCUCCCUUACAUCGCAAGACCAGAGCGGUCUUAUACCAGCUCCAGGCCAGCUCUUCCGACCGAAGUCCAUAUUGAAGAAGACAAAUUCGUUUACCCUUACGCGAGGUCUGGCACCCCCCACGCCCCAAUCUACGUUGCCACACCCCUCUGUAUACACUACUGUUACUGGCGCUGAAACCAGAAUACGUGCAGCAUUCGAAGCCAUCUUCAAGAGAUCCACUCUUUUACCAGAUGUGGAAGGUGGAUUGUCAGACCAAAUGGGAAGUUUGCAACGCAGUCCCUCUAUUAACAAGAAAGUUCAGUUGCCUAGAGAACGUGUGUGCGACAUGUCGCCCGAAGACCAGAAGGCUUGGGAGCAACUGGAGAUGGCCAGAGAGAUCGAUUUUGAUAAAAUGUUGCAGAUUGCUCGUAAACGGGAUAUGAACCCCGAUGACACAGACUAUGAAGACGAAACGCUUUAUCUAUGCCAUAUUGACCCUGCGCCAUUCCAGCUCGUUGAACGGACAUCCUUACUCAAAGUACAUUCAUUAUUCUCUACGCUGGGCGUAAGCAGAGCUUAUGUGACGGCCAUUGGACGACUUAUAGGAGUUGUGUCGCUUAAAGAGCUACGCAAAGCAAUAGAAGACGUCAACUCUGGCGCGUUAACACCGGCCAAUCGGCCAUCACCGCCUACCAGUCCAUCACCGGUGAUGAUCAAAGUGCAGUCACUGGAACCAGCACCGCCAAGUGAUAGUGACACAGCGAGACUCACGAAAUCAUGAAAAUAAUUUAUUAAAUGGACAAAGUGUCGCAAAUUCAUACAAACAGUAUUAUUGAUAGUCUUUUUCUAAUACGGUGCUUUCAUUAGAUAUUUAUUAAAUAUUCAACCGUUCGAUUAGUUUUACAUAGGUAGGUAUUAGGUAUUUGUGUCGAACGGUAUAUUGGCAGCAUUUAAAAUAUAAAAUUCAGUUAAUAAAUGGUUGUGCAAAUUAUUCUUGCAUUUGCAUAAACAAGCCGUUACAUAUACAGUGGUACCUCGAAAUACAAGUUUAAUUCGUUCCGUAACUUUGAUCGUAUGUCAUAUUGCUUGUAUCUCAAAGAAAUGUUACCCAUUGGAAUUAAUUGAAAUGCCAAUACGUACCAGCAUCCAAAAUACCACCGUAGUUGAUUUAGUAAAGUGUUUUUGAAUAUGAAAAUGAUUUUACGCUUUAAAAUAGUAACAUAAUCUUCAAGUAUUAAUGAGCAGAUUUAAUGCAAUUUAUAUAGCAAAGCUCUGAAAAAUAAUAGUACAUAAACGUAUUAAUUUUUUAUAGGAAUCCUCGAAAAUGCAUUUCGUUUUCAAGCAUAGACAAUGUGUGGGUAAUGUGGGAAAAAAAGUAAAUAAUUACUGUUGACGUAAUCACCAAAUAAGAAAAUCAAAUAUGCGUGUCUUUUUGGGCUUUAAUGGGCGUUCCGUAGGGUCAUAAAAAAUAAAAAAAUAUGUUAGGGCCGGAUUAUCAAGGUACCACUGUAAUAUGGAAGCAUUAUUUAUAUUUUUUAACAUUCUUAAAAUGUUAGUAUAGGUAGAGCUAAAUCCAAUAUUUAAACGGCUUGUAGUAUAAACAUUUCCAAGGCUUGUGAUCAUAAUAAUCAUUCCAAAACAUUUAGUCGAUAAGUAAACAAUGCAAUGAGUCAAUUUUAGGUAGAUCUUAUACAAAUUGUGUGUUAACUGUGUAUGCUUAAGCAUAUAAAAACUAUUCGAAUGGCACAAUUCAAAUAGUUUUUAUAUGCUUAAAUAAAAACUAUUUGAAUUGUGCCAUUCCUUCGCGAUACGAACUAUUUUACGAUUAUAGUGAAAUGUAUAGACUAUAUAGGUAUAUAUGGUGCUAAUUUUGUUGUUUAAUAUUUGCUUCUUUUGUUGUAAACAUUUUUGUUACCAAGGUACUACAGUACAUGGAAAAAUUCGUAUGGCACUUUUAUACAAAUUAAAAAACUGUGUCAUUUUAUGUAAACAGUUUUAUUCCAAUAUAGCAUUGUAACCGUAAAAUAACCCGAAAAUCAUAUUAUAUGCAUAUAAUUUUUUGGUUAUUUAAUUAUUUAUGUAUAUUUUGUAUAUUUACAAAAAAUACAUACACUAUCCUUACUGUACUAAACCAAUAAUGUACAAAAUUAAAUAUAAUAAAAUAUACACAAUAUCGCUACUGUGAACUCACUCUGCAAAAAAAGAUGUCGAUAGUGUCGGCAGCAUUCAGUAUGCGCAACGCCUUUGUAAUAUGUGCAACAGACUGGUCCUGACCCUUGGUACAGAUACCGGCAAACAUCUUGAACAUAAAACAAGGGAGUGGGGAAAGUUUGCGCAGCGCGGAACACAAGCGUCAACUGAUUUACCAAUCACGUGAGCCGCGCACCACCGCCCUCUCUCCCAGUGAUACCUAAAAUCGCUUCUGCGCAGGCAAGGACAUUUGUUCAAGAUGUUUGCCGGUAUCUGUAUUAUAGUAUAUAGAUCUUAUAUUUUAAAAUAAGGCUGCUAAAUUUGAGAUUUUUAGGUAAGAAUGUUAGUGUUUUCGGAUUAGCACCAAGAGACGUAUAUGUAUAUAUUUGCUUAUAUUGGCUUAUUGCCAUUUCUUUACGCUUUACAUUAUUUGGCUGGCGAAAUAUUUAUUA
Molecule: messenger RNA, 4928 nt
Organism: Pieris napi
Lineage: Eukaryota; Metazoa; Arthropoda; Insecta; Lepidoptera; Pieridae
Gene: ClC-a
Product: chloride channel protein 2
Exons: 24
Coding region: 233-3067 (944 amino acids)
Biological process (GO): transmembrane transport; chloride transport
Cellular component (GO): membrane
Molecular function (GO): voltage-gated chloride channel activity
Source: RefSeq, a predicted model, not a curated record